AUGGCCCCGCUCGCCGCCGCCGCCGCCGCCGCCGCCCCCCGCCCUCUCUCGGGCCGGCCGCCCAGUCCGAGUCCGGGCCCGAGGGCUGGUCGCCGGGCCGCCGCCGCCGCCGCCGCCGCCUCCCCUGCGCUGGCCCGGCUCCGGGGCGCCUCCGGCCGCCGAGGAGGAUCGAGGCGGCGGAGAGGGCCGGACGCGGACGCGGCCGACGGCCUUGAACGCGCGCAGCAGCUUCCAGGCGGGAACGGGAAAGAAGAGCCCCAAAUGGAAAACAAGAAGCCGCCCGGCUCGCCGCACCGCCUGCGCCUUCCAGGAGGCUCUGCCCCAGCCGCCGGCGAAGGCGGCCAGAUAACCAGGGCGGGGGGCAGCGCGCCGGCCGCCUGCCCGGGCCCGCCGGAGCCCCGCCCCACCGCGGCGGCCGCAGCCAAUGGGAGGCGGGAACGCCUCCGAGGGAGCCGGAGGCCGAGCCGCGCCGGCCCGCGCCCCGCCGCGGAGGACCGCGGGGCUGACCACACGCGCGCCGGCCCGGCUGCCCUGCUCCCGCGCCCGGCCCGCGCCCCUGCCCAAGCCCCCGCCGGCGCCCGGCCCGCGCCUGGCCCCCCUCCCGCAGCCGUGCGCUCCCGCGCCCGGCCGCCCGCGGUCCGCGCCAGGCCCUGCCCCCAACCCCGGGCCCUAGGCUGGACGUCCAUUGUUCCCCCAGACUUCCCGGGUCCUCCGGGCCCCGCGCAGACCCUUCCUCCGGCCGCCGCCCCCGGAUGUCACCGAGUCCCCAGGUCCCGACUCGCGCUGGCCCUCUCCCGCUCCUUGGCGGAUCUGGCCGACCCCAGCGCCAGGUUGGUGCCCCCACCUCGCCGUCCCCGCGACCGCUCCCCCGUGGAAAUAAGGGAGGUGGAAACGGGGCCUCGCCAGGAGCUCGGGGCCGGGGUUGGCGGCGAGGGUGCCUGCGGCGCGCGCUGCUGGAGCCUGGAGGCUUCCCAGCGCAUCUUCGGGCUUCACCGCGACCGCCCCCUCUUGUCGGGCCCAGCACCUUUCGGCUCAAAGGAGGGGUCCGGCGGCGGGCUCAGUGACCAUAGCAGCCUGGUGCCCGGAAGUCUGGCUCCCGGCACUGCCGGGCCUCCCCGGCCUGCCUGCCGAGCUCCCCGGCAGCUCCUGACUCCAUUCCUGGGCGUCUGCAAGGCCGCGUCUCCACGGCUGGAGGAAACCCUGGAUUCGCCGGCCGGAGACUCAGUGUUUCUGAACACUUGUGCGGGAAAGGAAGGGGGAAGCCCCACCACAGGAAAGGCCAAUUCGUGUCGAGCGCCUGCUCCACUCCCGGAUGAAAGCCUGGUCUCCCAGAGCCUUUCUGGGGCCCAGAACGAGCUGAAUACCAAGAAAGGGCCACGCGACGUGCGGGAAGCGUUCAUCUCAACUCACGCCCCCGAGGCUGCAGCGCGAUGCGGGCAUCACCAGAAGCGGCGCGAGGGCUCCUCCAGCACCCGUGGUGGGCUACGGGCGUCGCAGGAAGCGCCUUGGUGCGUGGGCACUCCGCAGAUCAGCAGGCCCCACGGGCCGGGAGGGGGGAGGGUCGGCCGCACCUUGCGGAAGUCGGGCCUGGCCCUACGGGCGGCGGGCUUCCCUGAUUGCCAGCCUGGCAAGGAGCCCCAUGCGCGGGACGGCGUCCCCUCCUGCCCGAGGGCAGCCUGCAGAGUCGGAGUCCCAACGCUCUGGCCCCUCCGCGCACCGGCGCUGCGGGCCCUGGGAUGCGCCCCUGACGCCACCCACCCGGCCAGGAGCGCAAAGGGCGCCGCCAUCCCGCUCUCAGGCCGCGGAGCCCUCGGUCCGGGCUGCUGCCCGCGCCUUCGGGCAGGGACCCGGUUGGCACCUGGCUCCGUGUGGCCGACCCCACCCCGCCCCGCCCCGCGUCCUCGCGUGCGUCUGCACCCGGAAGCGCGGCCGGGUGCCCCCUCCGCACCCCCUCCCCAGGCUUCCCGCUAG
This is a messenger RNA of Phacochoerus africanus (Common warthog), 1971 nucleotides long. Its product is annotated as transcription initiation factor TFIID subunit 4-like. NCBI's taxonomy places the organism in Eukaryota, Metazoa, Chordata, Mammalia, Artiodactyla, Suidae. Bases 1 to 1971 code for a protein of 656 amino acids. The transcript has 6 exons. The record is from RefSeq and is a predicted model, not a curated record.